This is a messenger RNA of Acanthisitta chloris (rifleman), 2025 nucleotides long. RefSeq names its product talin-1-like. Gene Ontology annotation, molecular function: structural constituent of cytoskeleton; integrin binding. Gene Ontology annotation, biological process: platelet aggregation. Gene Ontology annotation, cellular component: cytoskeleton; plasma membrane; ruffle. NCBI's taxonomy places the organism in Eukaryota, Metazoa, Chordata, Aves, Passeriformes, Acanthisittidae. The transcript has 16 exons. The annotation marks the transcript as partial. The record is from RefSeq and is a predicted model, not a curated record.
AUGGUUGCCCUCUCACUGAAGAUCAGCAUCGGCAAUGUGGUGAAGACAAUGCAGUUCGAGCCCUCCACCAUGGUGUAUGACGCCUGCAGGAUGAUCCGUGAGCGGGUGCCUGAGGCCCAGAUGGGACAAGCCAGUGAUUUUGGGUUGUUCCUCUCGGAUGAAGACCCAAAGAAAGGGAUCUGGCUGGAAGCUGGGAAGGCUCUGGACUACUACAUGCUUCGUAAUGGGGAUACCAUGGAGUAUAAGAAGAAGCAGCGGCCCCUGAAGAUCCGUAUGCUGGAUGGGACAGUGAAAACGGUGAUGGUGGAUGACUCCAAAACUGUCACGGACAUGCUCAUGACAAUCUGUGCCCGGAUUGGCAUCACCAACUAUGAUGAGUACUCGCUUGUUCGAGAGAUUAUGGAAGAGAAGAAGGAGGAGGUUACUGGCACCCUCAAGAAAGACAAGACCCUGCUGCGAGAUGAGAAGAAGAUGGAGAAGCUCAAGCAGAAGUUGCACACAGAUGACGAAUGUAGGUGCCUGGGCAUACUGGGGACAGAGUCAGCCCAUGCCAAGGGCAGUGGGGAGGGAAGCAGGAACCCCUGUGGAGGCCAGAGCCAGUUGGGGAGUAUGGAGGACUGUGAUGAGGGAAUAUAUAAUGUGGAUUCACGAGAUCCUGUGCAGCUCAACCUACUCUAUGUGCAGGCUCGUGAUGACAUCCUCAACGGUUCACACCCUGUCUCCUUUGACAAAGCCUGUGAGUUUGCUGGCCACCAGUGUCAGAUCCAGUUCGGGCCACACAAUGAGCAGAAGCACAAGCCGGGCUUUCUGGAGCUCAAGGAUUUCCUGCCCAAGGAAUACAUCAAGCAGAAAGGGGAGCGCAAGAUCUUCAUGGCCCACAAGAGCUGUGGGACCAUGAGUGAGAUUGAUGCCAAAGUUCGCUACGUGAAACUUGCCCGUUCCCUCAAGACCUAUGGGGUCUCCUUCUUCUUGGUCAAGGAGAAGAUGAAGGGGAAGAACAAGCUGGUGCCACGGCUACUGGGGAUCACCAAGGAGUGUGUGAUGCGCGUGGAUGAGAAGACCAAGGAAGUGAUUCAGGAAUGGAACUUGACCAACAUCAAGCGCUGGGCAGCCUCACCCAAGAGCUUCACCCUGGAUUUUGGAGAUUACCAGGAUGGUUACUACUCAGUGCAGACGACAGAGGGGGAGCAGAUCGCCCAGCUGAUUGCUGGCUACAUUGAUAUCAUCCUCAAAAAGAAGAAGAGCAAAGACCACUUUGGGCUGGAGGGGGAUGAAGAGUCCACCAUGCUGGAAGACCUUGUGUCCCCAAAGAAGUCUACAGUCCUGCAGCAGCAGUUUAACCGUGUAGGCAAGGCAGAGCUGGGUGCAGUGGCCCUGCCAGCCAUCAUGCGGACGGGGGCUGGAGGGCCAGAAAACUUCCAGGUGGGCACAAUGCCACAGCCUCAACUGCAAAUCACCAGUGGCCAGAUGCACCGAGGGCACAUGCCUCCCCUGACCUCAGCCCAGCAAGCCCUGACUGGCACCAUCAACUCCAGCAUGCAGGCUGUGCAUGCAGCCCAGGCCACACUGGAUGACUUCGAGACCUUGCCGCCCCUUGGGCAGGAUGCUGCAUCCAAAGCUUGGCGCAAAAACAAGAUGGAUGAGUCGAAGCAUGAGAUCCACUCCCAAGUGGAUGCUAUCACUGCUGGCACGGCCUCGGUGGUCAACCUCACUGCAGGGGAUCCAGCAGACACAGAUUACACCGCUGUGGGCUGCGCUGUGACCACCAUCUCUUCCAACCUGACGGAGAUGUCUAAGGGCGUGAAGCUGCUGGCUGCACUGAUGGAGGAUGAAGGAGGGAAUGGGCGGCAGCUUCUGCAGGCAGCCAAGAACCUGGCCAGCGCUGUCUCGGACCUGCUGAAAACAGCACAGCCUGCCAGUGCUGAGCCUCGCCAGAAUCUCCUGCAGGCUGCUGGCCUUGUGGGCCAGACUAGUGGAGAGCUGCUGCAGCAGAUCGGGGAGAGUGACACUGACCCCCGGUUCCAG